Iphiclides podalirius (scarce swallowtail) is the source of this 210-nucleotide messenger RNA. Lineage: Eukaryota; Metazoa; Arthropoda; Insecta; Lepidoptera; Papilionidae. The record is from the annotation of a GenBank genome assembly.
AUGUUUAUGGGAGGUUUCCCUUCAGCCGUUAUUGCGGAGAGGAAAUGCGUGAUGAGAUCGGCCACUAUGCGGAACAGAUGCCGCUGGAAUGCCGUGAAGAUGUCUGCUGAAGUGUCUCUUUCGGUUGAACAGGUGCGCAAAAGGGGGCGGGGCGGGAGGUGUGGUGACGCUGACUACCUCGCCCCGACAGCUGUGAAGUUUAUACGCCAG